AUUGUGAGGCGUGGGCGUAUUAGAGUCGCGAAUUUCUUGCCAACAAUUUCCAUGGGUGUUUUUAGAGGAAUGAGAUGCAAGUGAAAAUCAGCCAGGGACGCGCCAUGGGCCGGCAGCGCAAGAGCAGCGCGGUCGGCGACGCGCCGCCUCCGGCCGAAGAUGAGCCGAUGGAGGUGGAGGAGCCAGAUGAGGAGGAUGAGGAGGGUGGCAUCAGGAUCGGCGACAUCUACCUGCCACCGCCGCCACCGCCGGCCUGCACGUUCGAGAGCAAUGGGCCCCGGCUCAUCAUCACCCACAUAGAGAAUGAGAACUUCAAGAGCUAUCUGGGCAAAAAGGUCCUGGGGCCCUUUCACAAGAGCUUCACGUCCAUUGUCGGCCCCAACGGCAGCGGAAAGAGCAACGUCAUCGACUCAAUGCUCUUCGUGUUCGGCUAUCGCGCACAGAAGAUCAGAUCGAAGAAGAUUUCCGUCCUGAUUCACAAUUCAGAUAACAACGAGAAUAUUCAGAGCUGCAUGGUGGCCGUUCACUUUCAGAAAAUCAUUGACAAGGGAGACGAGGACUUCGAGGUGGUGCCGAACACGCAGCUGGUGGUGGCGCGCACCGCCUUCAAGGAUAACUCUUCCUUCUACACUGUCAAUGGCAAGCGCACCCAGUUCAAGGCUGUGGCGCGGCUGCUGCGCGCGCACGGCAUCGACCUGGACCACAACCGCUUCCUCAUUCUCCAGGGUGAGGUGGAGCAGAUCUCACUGAUGAAGCCGAAGGCGCUUACCGAGCAUGAGACGGGCAUGCUGGAGUACCUGGAGGAUAUCGUGGGCUCAUCGCGUUACAAGGAGCCGAUCGAGCUGCUCAACCAGCGGGUGGACCAGCUGAACGAGCAGCGGGCCGAGAAGCUGAACCGCGUCAAGCUGGUGGAGAAGGAAAAGGACGAGCUGGCCGGCCCCAAGGACGAGGCCCUGGCCUACAUCCGGCUGGAGAACCAGGUGGCCUGCAGCAGGAACACGCUGCUGCAGAAGCACAUCUUCGAGUGCGCCAAGAACGUGGAGAAGGCGCAGGCCAAGCGGCAGGAGAUCGAUGACGGCAUGUCCGACAUCAAGAAGCAGCUGGCCGAGCUGGCCGAGCAGCGGCAGGCGAAGGAGGGCGAGAUGAAGGAGCUGGGCAACAAACACGACGCGCUCAGUCAGGAGCAUGAGGCCAUGAACGAGAAGUUCAAGCGCCAGCAGACGGACGACAUGCAGCUGGAGGAGAACCUCAAGCUCACUAAGGCCAAGAUGAAGAAGCUGAAGACGGCGCUGAAGACCGACGCCGAAAAGCUGGCGGGCCUGGAGCGCGUGCCCGAGGAGAACCGGUCCCAGAUUGAGACGCUCACCGAGCAGAAGGGCGCGCUGGCGGCCGAGCGCCAGACAGAGGACGAGAACUUCCAGCGCGUCAUGGCCUCCAUCAAGUCGGAGACGCAGCAGUACCAGGACGAGAAGGACCAGCUGGAGGCGGAGCUCGGCGGACUCAAGGAGACGGUCAACAAGACCAAGCAGACGAUGGACGCGGCCAAGUACGAGCUGGACAUGUACGUCGGCAACGAGCAGUCGGAGCAGGCCAAGCUGGUGCAGAUGGAGACCGGCCUGGAGACGUCGCGGCAACAAGGCGCCGACAAGACUCGGGUGCUGAAGGAGCUGGAGCGGGAGAUCCCGCGCGCCGAGCAGCAGCUGGAGACGGCGCGUGCCGAGCUGCAGGAGACGGCGCAGCAGCUGGCGGCUGCCGGUGAGCAGCUGCGCGCCGGCCGCGGCCGCCUGGAGGAGGUGCGCUCGGCGCUGCAGGCCGGCCGCGGCCGCGGCGCCGUCCUCACCGCCGUUAUGGAGCAGAAGCGCAACGGCUCGCUGCCGGGGGUCUUCGGCAGACUGGGAGACCUCGGCGCCAUCGACAUGAAGUACGACGUGGCCAUCUCGACGGCGUGCGGCCCGCUGGACAACAUCGUGGUGGACUCGGUGGAGACGGCGCAGCAGUGCAUCCAGUUCCUGAAGCGCAACAACAUCGGCACGGCCACCUUCAUCGCGCUCGACAAGAUGGAGAAGUGGCGCCGCCACACGCAGACCAGCAUAGAGACGCCGGAGGGCGUGCCGCGCCUCUUCGAUCUGGUGCAGGUGCAGGACGACCGGGUGCGCACGGCCUUCUACUACGCCAUGCGUGACACACUGGUGGCCGACGACCUGACGCAGGCCACGCGCAUCGGCUACGGCCGCCAGCGGCACCGGGUCGUCACGCUGCGCGGCGACCUGAUCGAGACGUCAGGCACGAUGAGCGGCGGCGGCAAGAAGUCGCUGUGCGGCCGGAUGGGCUCGCGGGUGGUGGCGGCCGAGGUGACCCAGGCGCAGGUGGAGCAGGCCGAGGCCGACCUCGGCGGCAUCUCCCAGCGGUGCGCCGAGCUCAAGCGUAAGCACCAGCAGCUGGAGGAGGCCGUCGGGGCGCUGCGCAAGAAGCUGGACAAGAUGCGCAUGGACCAGCGGAAGCACGACAUGGACGCCCGGGCGCUGACCAGUCAGCUGGCCGUGCUGGAGGCGCAGAUCGCUGAGCAGCGCGAGAAGGUGGCGCAGGCCACCCCCGACCCGGCCGUCGUCCGCAAGAUGGAGGCCCAGCUGAAGCGCGCCACCAAAGAGUUUGCGAAGGCCGAGGCGGCGGCCGACGUCGUGGAGUCGCGCGUGAAGGCCGCCCACGACAAGAUCAUGGAGAUCUCGGGCGGCAAGGUCAAGGCGGCGCAGAAGAAGCUCGAUGACGCCACCAAGAAGCUGGAGAAGGUGAGCGGCGACAUCGUGCGGCUGGGUGUGGCCAUCAAGACGGCGGAGCGCAACGCGGCCAAGUGCCGGGACAAGAUCGCCGCCAUGGAGACGGAGCAGACCGAGGCGGAAGCCGAGAAACAGUCGCUGUGCGAGCAGCGGGAGAAGCUGGAGGAAGAGGCGGCGGUAGUCAUCAGCAAGAUCAAGGAUCUGGAGGACACGCGGAAGGAGCUAGACCAGAAGCUGUCGGCCCUGAAGGAGGAGCGUGACAAGGUGGCGGCGGACGAGGACAAGAUCAAGUCCUCCAAGAUCGAAGUCGACCAGGAGAUGGAGAAGUACGACGGCAUUAUCAAGGAGAACAAGUCGCGCGCCCAUCACUGGAAGAAGCAGCUGUCGAAGCUGGAGCUGCAGCCGGUGCCGGAGAGCGACCGCACGCCCGAGGACGUGCUGGAGCUGGCGCAGCUCUCCGAGGACGAGCUGCAGAAGCUGGACGACGAGGCCGUCAAGUACACGCUCACCAUGCAGGAGGAGGAGCUGAGCCGUCUCAAGCCCGACCUGGCCGCGCUCGCCGAGUACAGGAAAAAGGAGGAGAUCUAUCUGAGCCGGGUGGCGGAGCUGGACGAGAUCACGGCUAAGCGUGAUACGCAGCGCAAAUACUACGAUGACCUGAGGAAGCAGAGGCUCAACGAGUUCAUGGCCGGCUUCGCUAUCAUCACCUCCAAGCUGAAGGAGAUGUACCAGAUGAUCACACUGGGGGGCGACGCCGAGCUCGAGCUUGUCGACUCGCUCGACCCGUUCUCGGAGGGCAUCGUGUUCAGCGUGCGUCCGCCCAAGAAGUCGUGGAAGAACAUCACGAACCUGUCGGGCGGCGAGAAGACGCUGUCGUCGUUGGCGCUCGUGUUCGCGUUGCACUACUACAAGCCGACGCCGCUUUACGUCAUGGACGAGAUCGACGCCGCGCUCGACUUCAAGAACGUCUCCAUCGUCGGCAACUACAUCAAGGAGCGCACCAAGAAUGCCCAGUUCAUCAUCAUCUCGCUGCGGUCGCAAAUGUUUGAACUGGCCGACCGGUUGGUGGGCAUUUACAAGACGCACAACGCCACCAAGUCGGUCACCAUCAACCCGGGCCUGAUCGGCCGACCGGCUGCGGCGCCCGCCGCGCCCGUUGCCCCCGCGCCGGCCGUCGACGCCGCGCGCACCAUGCUCGCCUCGCAGCCCUGACCUGGCGUGACCUGGCCUGACAUGACGUGGCCUGGUCAUUCCUGACCGGAGGGACGGCUUCCUCGCGCCGCCGCGCCGGUGCCGUGUCGAGCGGUGUCGGGGGUCGGGCGCGGUGCUCGUCCCCCGGGCUCGUGGCGCCCCGCGGACGCAGCGGC
Messenger RNA from Pollicipes pollicipes, 4141 nucleotides. It is a transcript of the gene glu, whose product is annotated as structural maintenance of chromosomes 4-like protein gluon. Gene Ontology annotation, molecular function: ATP binding; ATP hydrolysis activity; protein binding. NCBI's taxonomy places the organism in Eukaryota, Metazoa, Arthropoda, Thecostraca, Pollicipedomorpha, Pollicipedidae. The record is from RefSeq and is a predicted model, not a curated record. Gene Ontology annotation, cellular component: condensin complex; chromosome. Gene Ontology annotation, biological process: mitotic chromosome condensation.